AUGCAACCUCCUGUGGUGAAUAUGACUGACUGCUCUUUGUUCUUACGUAUUUUUAAGCAAAGUAAAACAGCGGUUCGGAUGAAAGAAGAUAUGAAAAAGAUAGUGGCGGUACCAGUAGAUGAGCAGAGGGAUUCUACCUACACGAAGUUAUUUGGAGUCAGCCUCCAAGAACUUCACCAGCGGGGCCUCACUGAGAAUGGCAUUCCAACUAUAGUGCGGAGCAUAGUGGAGUACUUGGCACAGCAUGGUCUCACCCGGGAAGGCCUUUUUCGGGUGAAUGGUAGCGUGAAGGUGGUGGAACAACUUCGGCUGAAGUAUGAGAGCGGCAUGCCUGUAGAUCUUGGGAAAGACGGUGAUGUCUGCUCAGCAGCCAGCCUGUUGAAACUCUUCCUACGGGAGCUGCCAGAGAGAGUGAUCCCCUCAGCAUUACGUCCUCGGUUCCUUCAGCUGUUUCAGGUGACAACACGUGAACACGUGGCCAGGCCACAGGCUGCAGAUGUUAAGGAACCAGCUCUCUCAGAUAGUGUCCAGGCUAGGGGCGGUGUGGGCGGUGGCAUCGGGCUCCAUAGCGGGCAGGCGGGCGGCUCGGGGCACAGACCUGGGACUGCAGACAAAACAAAACAAAACUGUUCAGCAAGAAGAAAUCCACUGAACAUGAGUGCCCAAAGUCGUCCAGCACCAAAAGUCACCCUGCGGGCCCCAGUUGCAGAGGGUCUUAGGCAGGCCAGUGCCAGGAGGGCUCCAUCUCCCUCGGAGCACCUGGAAAGAGAUACUGCCUUCGUGGGAACCGAGGGAACUGUGGCUUGGCAGAAAACUGGCCCAUGGAUUGGAAAUCAGCAUGACACUGUUAGGAAGAAGGUUCCAGAAACCAGCAGUGCGGUGGGGAGAAGGUCCCUGGGCCCCUGGAGAGCGUGCCUCCAAUUCAGUGGAGGAGGCAAAGAAGGUGGAGAAGGAUGUAGGGUCAGGCCCCAGGCCACCGAUGGUAGCAUGGACACCCUGGAGACAGCCCAGCUAAAGGUGGAGACCAUGAAUGCCCAGGAGGACAGGGCCUACCUUUGGUCUCACACCUUUCUACAGGUGGGACCUCUUUUGAGGCCCGUGCCAAGUCCCAUAACUACCAGGCCACUGAAUUUUGUUUUGGUUGCUGUAGCCUCAGUUGGCUUCCUGGCCAAAGACUUCAAGGACUGCCUGUGGACCCAGGCCCCCUACCAGUGCAUGAGACACACACCUACUCACCCCAACUUUCCAGAAAUUGACUGGCUACCAGAUGGGUGGACUGGUGUGUGUGGCCAUGUGCUCAUUGUCGUCAUGCCGUGGUUACAGUCUUACCUUGCGAUUGCUCUCAGUAUUCUUAUACUGAGGAUUAUCCUCAGGAUUAUUGAAGGAGAGGGUGCAAUUAGAACAGAAAAAGAAGAUAUUAGGAAACAAGUGUCAUCCCUUUACUCCACGUCUUUAGAAUUUAAGUGGUACAAAGGCGAGACUCUAGAAGGUGUACCACCUGGACAUGAAGGCCUGAAAGAACAGGCCCUCUGCAACAAGAUAAUGGCUACAAUACUAGAAAAUUAUCAUAUACUGUUUGAAGUAGACUGCACAGAAAAUGACAACCACAGGGCUGAAAACCUGCAUAGGCUUAUCAUUGUAAAAGAGGCCAGUUGCAAGAACUCUCUACCCAUCAUUCUAACAAAAGACAUAGAAAGAGACAUGCAAAAACCAUCUCCAAGAUCUAAGAUCCCUAAGUCCAGGAGUGAAGGAUCUAUUCAGACUCACAGGGUACCACAACCCAAGUUAUCUGAUGGCAUUCCCCAAGUGAGCUUUUUGCUAAAUCUGAGAAGAUCCUGCUUGGAUGACUUGAAUUUAGCAGAGGAAGUCUGCGGUGCUAAGUUGUUAUCCAGUUCACAGGACGAUGAAAGACCUAUGUCACCUUUCUAUUUGAGUGCUCAUGUGUCACAAGUCAGCAGUGUUUCGACAACUGGAGAACUCUUAGAAAGAACCAUCCGGUCAGCUGUAGAACAGCAUCUUUUUGAUGUUAACAGUUCUGGAGGUCAAAGUUCAGAGGACUCAGAAACUGGAACAUCAUCAACAGCUUCCACAGCAUCUACUAGACAGCGAUGGCACCAGCCCAAGGAACAGGAUGAAAUUCGACGGUCCAAAGACAUGGGACGUGUCAACAAAGAAAAUAUUCCUUCUGGAUUCAGCAACCUUGAUGACUGUAUUUUGAAUGCUCAAGAAGUAGAAAAAUUACACGAAAAUAGUUCUGGUUAUAUUAGUGAAAGGAGCAACCCUAAACGUCAGAAAUCCAGUCCCAAACUUUCUGAGCUCAAUGAAAAUCAAGAUGGUCUUGUGAAUAUGGACAGUCUCAAUUCCACAUCAUAUCCUGAGAGUACUGGAACUGAUGAUGUUGAACUGAUGUCUGAUGAAAGCCAUGAAAAUGAAAAAGAUGGUGAACACCCCCAGCUAUAUGAGACCUCCACAAUGAAGAUUCAGGAGCAUCCCAGCUUACCUGACACCAAACUGCCUCCGAAUCAAGAUGCCGAAGACCAGCAGGAGAGCUUUGUCUCCGAAGUGCCCCAGUUGGACCUGACUGUUUUGUGUGAUGAGAAGAGCUGGGAAGAGCCUGUCCCUACUUUCUCGGCUUGGCAGCGGGAGAACAGCAACUCUGAGGAAGCCCACCUCUCCCCGCAGGCGGGGCGCCUGAUUAGUCAGCUCCUGGAGGAAGACAGCGACCCCAUGCUCUCUCCACGGUUCUAUGCUUAUGGCCAGAGUAGGCAAUACCUGGAUGACACAGAAGUGCCUCCUUCUCCCCCCAAUUCUCAUUCUUUCAUGAGGCAAAGGAGCUCCUCUCUGGGUUCCUACAACGAUGAGCAAGAGGACCUGACACCUGCCCAGCUCACACGGAGGAUUCAGAGCCUGAAAAAGAAGAUCCGAAAGUUUGAAGAUCGAUUUGAAGAAGAGAGGAAGUACAGACCUUCCCACAGUGACAAAGCAGCCAAUACUGAGGUUCUGCGAUGGACAAAUGACCUUGCCAAAUUCCGGAAACAGCUUAAAGAGUCAAAACUUAAGAUAUCUGAAGAGGACCUGACCCCCAGGAUGCGGCAGCGGAGUAAUACGCUCCCUAAGAGUUUUGGCUCCCAACUUGAGAAAGAAGAUGAGAAGAAGCAAGAACUGAUAGAUAAAGCUAUCAAGCCUAGUGUUGAAAUCACCCUGGAAUCCAUCCAGAGGAAGCUCCAGGAGAAGCGGGCAGAAACCAGCCGUCCAGAUGACAUUAAGGAUAUGACCAAAGACCAGAUUGCUAACGAGAAAGUGGCCCUGCAAAAAGCACUGUUAUAUUAUGAAAGUAUCCACGGACGGCCGGUAACCAAGAAUGAGCGUCAGGUGAUGAAACCACUAUAUGACCGAUACCGGCUGGUCAAGCAGAUCCUGUCCCGAGCCAACACCAUACCCAUCAUUGGCUCUCCCUCCAGCAAGAGGAGAAGUCCUUUGCUGCAGCCAAUCAUCGAGGGCGAAACAGCAUCCUUCAUCAAGGAGAUAAAGGAAGAAGAGGAAGGUUCAGAAGAUGACACCAACACAAAGCCGGACUUCAUGGUCACCCUGAAAACUGAUUUCAGUGAACGUUGCUUUCUGGACCAAUUCGAAGAUGAUGCUGAUGGGUUUAUUUCCCCAAUGGAUGAUAAAGUGCCAUCAAAGUGCAACCAGGACACAGGGCUUUCUAAUCUCCAUGCUGCUUCGAUACCUGAACUCUUGGAACACCUUCAGGAAAUGAGAGAAGAAAAGAAACAAAUUAGGAAGAAACUUCGUGACUUUGAAGACAACUUUUUCAGACAAAAUGGAAGAAAUGUCCAGAAGGAGGACCGCACUCCUAUGGCUGCAGAAUACAACGAAUACAAGCACAUAAAGGCAAAACUAAGGCUCUUAGAGGUGCUCAUCAGCAAGAGAGACACUGAUUCCAAAUCCAUGUAA
This is a messenger RNA of Chrysochloris asiatica (Cape golden mole), 3957 nucleotides long. It is a transcript of the gene FAM13A, whose product is annotated as family with sequence similarity 13, member A. The record is from RefSeq and is a predicted model, not a curated record. Lineage: Eukaryota; Metazoa; Chordata; Mammalia; Afrosoricida; Chrysochloridae. Gene Ontology annotation, biological process: signal transduction. The coding region runs from base 1 to 3957 and encodes 1318 amino acids. The transcript has 26 exons.